AUGGCGGCUGUGCCGCAAUCGACCUUGACAUGGCUUUGGAAUGUGCUUGCAAAGAAUCAUUACGAUCCCAAACAAACAUAUCGCGACCCCAAUCGCACAUACCAUGACGUCGCACGAGCGCUGGCGCAGUACCCGUCGUUUGGACCACGUACAGAUGUCUACACGUCCGAGAAUGGCACCCCGUCUCUCCUCCUCCACCUUGCUGGCACGCUGCCCGUCUCGUUUCGCGGCGCCGUAUAUAAUAUUCCCAUAGACACUUGGGUUCCGACUGCGUAUCCUCUCGAAGCCCCGAUUGUCUAUGUUAGCCCGACGCCGGAUAUGCUGGUGCGGUCUGGUCAGCACGUCACGCUAGAAGGACGGGUUUACCAUCAUUAUCUGGCGCAUUGGCAUGAAGCAUGGGAUAGAUCCUCUAUCGUUGAGCUGUUCGCAAUCUUACGAGAGGUCUUCGCAAAGGAGCCGCCUGUCAAGCACAGACCCCCCCGCGCGACACCACCGACACAGCCAGGCGCUCCUCCUCCAUUGCCUCCACUUCCUCCUGAGAUUUCUGCUUCUCCCCAGCCCAUCGAGCUGCCUGCAAUAGACAACCGACAAGCGCCCCCAAGACCGCCCCAACUCCCUCCAAAGCCAGGCCAGGCACCGCCGGUACAUUCUCCGCCGCCAGCGUCACGAGGCUCAGGGCCAGCGGUUCCUCCACUACCUCCAAAGGCUCAGAUUCCGCAGCGCCAGGACUAUAUCUAUUCUCAUAAUGGAUCACCCCCGGCAAAUGCGGCCACCGCCCAACCAUAUAGGUCAAGUAGUAUGCGGACAACACAGAUACCGCAGCAGCUACCUACUACGCCGACAACCCCAAAUUACCAGCGAGAGCCAUAUAUACAUAGUCCUAGUCCUGUGCCAUUGCAAUCUAUAAACACUGCCCAACAUAUGCAGAGCCCUCGACAGUUUUCGGGACAAUCUUUUCAACAGCAGCAGCAAUAUCCACCUUACACAGCCGUGCCCAAGCAAAGCAGCCAAUAUCACCAGCCAUCGUACCAAAAUACUCCGCAGAAGACAGCUACAGCAUCACGAAACCCGGGAACUCCUGACUUGCUCACCUCGCCAUUUGACGUUGAAUUGCCAUCCAUAGCCCCUGCCGGACCUCCGCCUCCUGUUCCACCAAACCCCGAGAAAGACGCUCUUCUGCAUACAAUUUCCCGGACAUUGACCGAGACUCUUCAGGGGAACGUAUCCCAAUCUGCGUCUGCCGCAAUUUCAUUACAAUCGCAGUCUCAGGCUCUCGCAUCGGCCAUGAUCACCUUGCAAAGCGAGAUAUCGACCCUUAAUAACUAUCAAGCAGCAAUACAGUCCAACAUUAAUAUCCUCCAGCAGUCGCUUCACCGUGCAGAUGCAGUGAUAGCGGAUGCUAAAGCUCGAGCAUCUCGAAAGCCUUCGUCAGCUCAUAAUACACCGCCACCCGAUCAAACAGGUGCAGUAUCAGUCGCUGAUGGCGGGCUCCCGCCGAUAGACGAGGUUCUCGUUGCCCCGACAGUAGUGGGAAAACAGCUGUACGACCUCGUUGCCGACGAACGCGGAAUCCAGCAAGCCAUUUACGCGCUCCAAGCGGCACUUGUCAAAGGCGUGAUUGGAGCAGACACAUGGUCACGGCAUACACGCAGCUUAGCCCGGGAGGCCUUCAUUAAGCGUGCACUGAUCCGGAAAAUAGCACAGGGAAUGGGGUUGGAUCUUGGUGAAGCGCAUGAACUCAAGACGGAUGUUUGA
This is a messenger RNA of Talaromyces atroroseus, 1755 nucleotides long. RefSeq lists its product as hypothetical. Gene Ontology annotation, cellular component: ESCRT I complex. Gene Ontology annotation, molecular function: ubiquitin binding. Lineage: Eukaryota; Fungi; Ascomycota; Eurotiomycetes; Eurotiales; Trichocomaceae. Gene Ontology annotation, biological process: protein transport; protein modification process; endosome to lysosome transport. The record is from RefSeq and is a predicted model, not a curated record. The coding region runs from base 1 to 1755 and encodes 584 amino acids. The transcript is spliced from 4 exons.